AGAGAGAGAGAGAGAGAGAGAGAGAGAGAGAGAGAGGCCAUUGAAAUGGAGCAAGAGAAGGCAGUGAUUAUAGUCGGGGCUGGCCCGUCCGGCCUCGCCAUGGCCGGAUGUCUAAGCCAGCUUGCAAUCCCAUACGUAGUCUUGGAAAGAGAGGACUGUUUUGCUUCCCUGUGGAAAAAGUAUUCAUAUGACCGUCUCCACCUCCACCUUCAAAAGCAGUUCUGUGAGCUUCCCCACAUGCCAUUUCCACCUUCUUGUCCCACCUACGUGCCCAAGAAUCAGUUUAUCCAAUACUUGGACGACUAUGUGUCCCGUUUCAAGAUUAGUCCCAUCCUGUACCACAGAAAUGUUGAGUCUGCAAACUAUGAUGAAGCUUCUGAGAGAUGGGUUGUGAAGGCGGUGACUAAUAGUAAUACUGGUGGCUCUGGUGAGAUGGAGGAGUAUUUUGGGAGGUUUUUGGUGGUUGCUACAGGGGAAACAACCAACCCAUAUACACCAGAGGUUCAAGGUUUGAACACUUUUGCUGGGGAUGUUCUUCACUCAACUCAGUUCAAAUCUGGGAAGGGGUUCAAAAACAAGAACGUUUUGGUUGUUGGGUCUGGGAAUUCCGGGAUGGAAAUUGCUCUAGACCUAGCAAACCUUGGUGCGAAGGCUUCCAUCAUCGUUCGAAGCCCGAUCCAUGUUUUGUCAAGGGGGAUGGUUUACUUGGGCCCGGUUUUGUUCAAAUAUUUUUCGCUAAACAUGGUGGACUCUUUGGUGGUUUUGCUUAGCAAGCUGGUUUAUGGAGACUUAACCAAGUAUGGGAUAGAGAGGCCAACAGAGGGUCCCUUUUAUAUGAAGGUCAAGUACGGCAAGUAUCCAACCAUUGAUGUUGGAACAUGUAAGAAGAUCAAGUCCGGUGAGAUUCAGGUCUUGCCAGCAGAAAUCAGCAGCAUAAGAGGCAGCGAUGUUGAAUUGAAAAACGGCAAGUCGUACCAAUUUGAUGCAAUUGUUUUCUGCACCGGGUUCAAGAGAUCAACGAACUUGUGGCUCAAGGGGGAUGAUUAUCUUUUAAACGAUGAUGGACUUGCAAGACAAAGUUUCCCUAACCAUUGGAAGGGAAAGAACGGUUUAUAUUGUGUGGGAUUAUCAAGAAGAGGAAUAUAUGGGUCUGGUGUGGAUGCCCAAAACAUAGCAAAUGAUAUCAAGUCAUUUCUAUAGUAACCAAACUGAAGAAGGUCAACAGUCGAGUUUACCUCCCUAUGUUUUUUUAUUUUAUCGUUUUUGGUUGUGAAAGUGAAAAAGCUUGCUGCAAUGUAGACGAAUAAUUAAU
Prunus avium (sweet cherry) is the source of this 1312-nucleotide messenger RNA. The record is from RefSeq and is a predicted model, not a curated record. NCBI's taxonomy places the organism in Eukaryota, Viridiplantae, Streptophyta, Magnoliopsida, Rosales, Rosaceae.